Sinocyclocheilus rhinocerous is the source of this 1522-nucleotide messenger RNA. Its product is annotated as NADH-cytochrome b5 reductase 2-like. Lineage: Eukaryota; Metazoa; Chordata; Actinopteri; Cypriniformes; Cyprinidae. The record is from RefSeq and is a predicted model, not a curated record. Gene Ontology annotation, molecular function: oxidoreductase activity; FAD binding. Gene Ontology annotation, cellular component: mitochondrion.
CAAUUUUGAUUUUUUUAAACCAAGAUCACCUUUGCUAACUCGAAUAAAACAUUUUAAAUCUUCAAAAAUGUCAGGCAUUUCUGUUCCUACUCUAAUGGCCUUCGCCUAACCUACUGUACUUGAGGGCUUUCCUUGACCCAUCCCUCUGAAUGUGUUAUCAUGCAGUGGAGUGAUCCCACACCAUUCACACAGAUACAUGAACAACCAUAGGCAGUGCUCUGUCACAGCCUGCUCAUUUGAAUAUUCUAUUCCUAUUGGCUGGGGCCACUGCGAGGCCUACUCCAAUUGGCUGCAUUUCAUUAACUCCAUACUCUUCUACUAUCAACUGGCCUUGGUGCAAAGGUUGGAAUACAGCAAAGAAAUGAACCAUGAACAAAUUCUACCUCACAUACGCUGAACCCUGACCAUACUAACGGAUGCAAUACAGGAAAAAGACUGCAGCAUGGAUCAAGUUCUAACAGUACCUGUGCUAAUCGGGAUAUCUAUAGUGGUGAUCACGGUCCUCUUCCUCCUCCUAAAACCAGGAGGCUCCAAUGGAGGCCGAAAGCAGAGCAAGUUUCCCAAAACCUUGCAGGAUCCCAAUGUGAAAUAUCCAUUGCCACUCACAGAAAAAGAGGAAAUCACUCAUGACACGAAAAAAUUCCGGUUUGGUCUUCCGUCCUCUUCUCACGUUCUUGGUCUCCCUAUUGGUCAGCAUGUUUACCUGUCUGCAAAGGUGAAUGGGAAUCUGGUUAUUCGUGCAUACACACCUGUGUCCAGCGAUGAGGACCAGGGAUACGUUGAUCUAGUUGUAAAGGUCUACUACAAAAAUACUCAUCCAAACUAUCCCGAUGGAGGCAAGAUGUCUCAGUACUUGAAUGAUAUGAAGAUUGGAGACACCAUUGACUUUAGGGGUCCAAAUGGAUUACUGGUAUACAAUGGAAAUGGGCAGUUUGCUAUUCGACCUGAUAAAAAAUCUGAACCCAAAGUGCGGAAGUUCAGACACGUGGGCAUGAUUGCUGGAGGAACAGGCAUCACUCCAAUGCUGCAGCUGAUCAGGAGUAUAACCGCAGAUCCUGCUGAUAACACCAAGUGCUCCCUUAUAUUUGCCAACCAGACUAAGAAGGACAUAUUGUUACGCAAAGAGCUGGAUGAAGUUCAUAGAAAUCACCCCGAUAAACUCAAUCUGUGCACACUGGACAAGCCCUCUGAAGGGUGGAAAUACAGCAAAGGGUUUGUUGAUGCUGACAUGAUAAAAGACCAUCUCCCGCCUCCGGCCAAUGAUGUGCUCAUCGUGAUGUGCGGUCCACCCCCCAUGAUCCAGUACGCGUGUCUGCCAAACCUCGACAAGCUGGGCUACAAAAUAGAGAAUACUUUUGCAUACUAAUCUCCUGCCAAUGAUAUUGCACAAACAAAUUCUCUGAUAAUUUGUAAAAGGUGGUUUACAUCUCGUUAAACAUGUCAAAUUGUUGCCAGAUGUAGGUUUAAAAAUAGAUUUUUGUUAAACCCAUUUGGUUUUGUUUGUGGUAAGUUAUCUCAGGAA